AUGAAUACAGGAUUAAUGAAAUGUACACAAAUAAACAGUGGAAAUGAUGCAGAAGAGUGUAUAUAUUCACAGUUUUUAGCAGAUAUUGAGGACAACGGAGCAAUAGUGGAGAGAACAGAUAGUGUGUUUUUUGAGGGAGAAAAAGGAGAUCCUGGAGUGAGAAGAGAUUUUUUGGAAAAAUAUGUUUAUGAGAUGAUGAAAGGUGUUUAG
This is a messenger RNA of Pneumocystis jirovecii RU7, 210 nucleotides long. RefSeq lists its product as uncharacterized. The transcript is spliced from 4 exons. The record is from RefSeq and is a predicted model, not a curated record. NCBI's taxonomy places the organism in Eukaryota, Fungi, Ascomycota, Pneumocystomycetes, Pneumocystales, Pneumocystaceae. The coding region runs from base 1 to 210 and encodes 69 amino acids.